Molecule: messenger RNA, 1644 nt
Organism: Pediculus humanus corporis (human body louse)
Lineage: Eukaryota; Metazoa; Arthropoda; Insecta; Psocodea; Pediculidae
Product: GTP-binding protein-invertebrate, putative
Exons: 10
Coding region: 1-1644 (547 amino acids)
Cellular component (GO): nucleolus
Molecular function (GO): GTP binding
Source: RefSeq, a predicted model, not a curated record
AUGGCUAAAUUGUGCCUGAAGAAACCCAGUAAGCGAGUAUCUUGUAAAAGACGUUAUAAAAUUGAAAAAAAAGUUAGAGAACACAAUAGAAAAAAAAGAAAAGAAGCUAAAAAAGCAGCUAAUAAACCUUCGAGAAAGUUAAUUCAUGUACCUAAUAUUUGCCCUUUCAAAGAGUCUAUUUUAAAUGAUGUAGUAGAAUACAAAGAACAAAUUAAAGUUGAAAAAGAUUUGAUAAAUGGAAAUGUGAAUAAUAAUAAAGACGCAGAAAAAAUUACAUUAAAUGAUUUGGUCGAUCAAGCACAACUUAAAAAUAACAAUUUGGAGAGCUUAAAAAAAAAUGGAGUAAAUAAUGGAGUGUCUCAAGAAUCAAUAAAUAAACAACAAAAGAAUUUUUUUAGUGAAUUUCAAAAGGUUGUCGCAGCUUCUGAUGUUAUAUUAGAAGUUGUCGAUGCCAGAGAUCCGUUAGGCACUAGAUGUCCAGCAGUAGAAAAAUGUGUCAGAGAAUCAAGUGAUACAAAGCGACUAGUAGUUGUUUUAAACAAAGCAGAUUUAGUGCCUUUAGAAAUUCUUCAAAAAUGGUUAAAAUACUUUAGAAAAUCAGUUCCAUGCAUUGCAUUUAAAAGUUCAACUCAAAUGCAAAAACACAAAUUGGGAAGGAAAAAAAUGAUUAAAAAAAAAGAAAUCAAAAGCGGAGGAGUUAGUGUUGGUGCAGAAAACUUAACAUCUCUUUUAGCCAAUUACACGAGGAAUAAGGGAAUAAAAACUUCAAUCAGAGUCGGAGUUGUAGGCUUACCAAAUGUUGGAAAAAGUAGUUUAAUAAAUACAUUAAAAAGAAAUCGUUCGUGUAAAGUGGGUGCUGUACCCGGAAUCACGAGAUCUCUUCAAGAAGUUCAGCUAGAUUCUAAAAUAAAACUUUUAGAUUGUCCUGGAUUGGCAUUUGUGAGCACAUCAGAUCCACAUGCUGCAUUGAAAAAUAUAAUUAAAACAAAUGAUUACACGGAAGCGGCGGAAAUGGUUAUAGCAAGAGUUCAAAAAGAAAAAUUAAUGAAAUUAUAUUUAGUACAAGAAUUUAAUACGUGCGAAGAAUUUUUGGCUUAUUUAUCUAAAAGAUAUGGACGUUAUAAAAAAGGUGGCGUACCUGACAUUCAAGCAGCGGCAAAAAUUUUAGUCGACGAUUGGAAUAAAGGUAAAAUUGAUUAUUACGUUCAACCGCCGGAAGAUGUGGAAAAUCACGAAAUCAGUUCUGCCAUAAUUACAAAAAACGAAGAAGUUGGAGAAUUUAAUCUCGAGGAAUACGAUCAAAAAUUAUUUGAGGCAAAAGAGAUUAUUAUGGAUGUGGAUAUGAAACAAACGAUGGAUAAUCCAACGAAAAGUAUAAAUGAUAAAAAAAAAAAUUUAACGGUAAAAAUUUUUGAUUUAAAAAAAAAAAAAUGUGAAAAUUUAUUCGUGACAUUAUCGCAAAAGAAAAAAAAGAAAAAUAAAAAAAAAAAUAAAGGGGGUAAAGAAGAACCGGAUAAAAAAUUACAAUCUAUUUUUCAAAUGGAAGGAAAUCAAAGAUUGAAUAAAAUUAAAAAAUUAAAUUAUAAAAAAAUGAAAAAGCAAAAAGCGCGAGAAAAUAAAAAAUUGAAGGUGAAGAAUGAAUAA